AUGAUCGAUGCAACAGGGCAGGACGGCCUUUCUCAGCCGAAUGUCCACUCGUCCAAAGGCAAGGAGACCACUGCCAAUCCACCAAAUCAAAGUGAUCUGCCUCAUGUGCAGUCCGAGCUCGAGAUGGAAAAGAUACUCCCACUCAAGGAUGGUGAUCAAGAAGUUCAUUUAUUGGAUACAGACUUUGAUCGAAUCUCAAGUCUCCUUUGUCAGGCUAAUCGAGAAGAAUGGAGCUUCCGACCACGCACCUAUGCAGUUCUCAGGAUGAUCAAUGCUGUUGAUUUAAUGGACGACUUUAUGCAGUUAAAUUGCUUGGAUAUCGCUUUACCGUAUUCUGGGAGCAAUCUUCCCCGGAGCCUCUCACCAGAGCGGAGAUAUCGAUUCCGCAGAAUGCAAGGUUCAGUCUUGACCAAAGCAGCAAGAAUCGAAGGUCGAUCAACAACUCACGCAAACUUUGCGGACAAUGCAGACAAUCACCUUGAGCCUCUCAAUAAGCUUGGUGAUGGCGGAUCCGGAACUGUCGAUCGUGUACGGAGUAAGCUCUCUCGUAAGAUAUACGUGCGAAAACGACUUGACCGCCAGAAGACCUUUGAAGAGAGUACGAAGUCUUUGAACUUCUUCAAACGUGAGGUAGAUGCUUUGAAGCGAUUGAAGCAUCGCCACCUUGUUCGUUACAUCGGAUCGUAUACAGAUCCACAAUUUGUUGGUAUCAUCAUGGAGCCCGUCGCUGAUUCGGAUCUGCGGGUUUUCUUGAACCAAAAAUCAUUUGAUCCAGCAGAAUAUCAUUGCAUUCGAGAAGCAUUUGGGUGUCUUUGUACAGCUUUCAUGUAUUUGCAAGAGAAAAAGAUCCGUCAUAAGGAUAUUAAGCCGGAAAACAUACUUGUCAGACAACGGAAAGUUUACAUCACAGGCUUUGGCAUCGCCAGGGACUGGCUAGCACAAGUGAAAAGUACGACAACCGGUGAGAUUGGGCCUAUUUCUAUGGCCUAUGCUGCACCUGAAGUAGUUGCAAAGGAGCCAAGGAGCACAUCUGCAGAUAUCUGGUCUUUGGGCUGUGUAUACCUUGACAUGAUUACUGUGUUGAAAGGCGAGACUUCAACAUCUAAGCUCACUUACUUCCGAGGUCAUGGCUCAUCUGGUGAAUAUCCCAGGAACAACAUGGAAGCUUUCAGGGACUGGGUGAAGAAGCUUGAGUCAACAGGAGACAAUGCACCUCUUGACUGGAUUAAAAACAUGAUCCGAGAAAAACGAGCCAGUAGACUCACUCCUCAACAACUAAUGUCCCAAAUUCUUGAAUGUGACGAAGAAAAAGACUUCUACGGGCUUUGCUGCCGUGGACAAGAUGAGGCUGAUUUACCUGCCGGGAUAGGCGAAACCGAGUCCGAGGAUUGCUCAAGUAGCGAAGAUUUGUCCGAUCAUAAGGCGUCGAAGAAAGGCCCGGAUCCGGCCGUUGUAGAGAAGCACCUCUGCAUCGCAGCCCGUGCCCAGGAUUUGAAGGCCUUGAAAAGAUGGCUUCGCAGGGCUGCUCGCAUGCAAAAGCGCUAUUUGGAUACUCGCGCUAUACGUCAGGCAGCCGCGAAUGGAAAUGAGGAGCUUGUGGACAUUUUGAUUCAAUUUGGCUGCAACCUGGAGCUCAAGUCCAACGGCAGAACUCCGUUAUGUACAGCAGUGCGGAACUCUCGUGAGGGCACCACCGAGCUGUUUGCGAAAACCAGGAUCGCCCUAGAUGCGCAAGAUUCUGCAAAAUCAAACACUGCCCUUCAUCUCGCGAUCCGGAAAGGCUUUCGUGCUGGAAUGAGAAUACUCCUGGAGGCUGGUGCUUCUACAGAUAUCCGCAAUGAGAUUGGAGAUACACCUUUGCACUUGGCUUCUUUAUGCGGAGACUUACCGGCUGUGGAGAUGCUACUUAAGCAUGGUGCAAAAAUAUCGUUGAAAGACAAACAUGACCGCACUGCAUUGCAUGUGGCUGCAGGGGAUGGACAUUCAAAGGUGGUGAAGAUACUUCUCAAACAUGGUGCAAUAACAUCGCUUAAAGAUGAGCAGGGGUGCAGCGCAUUACAUAGAGCUGCAAAGUAUGGACAUACUCAGGUCGUCCUCGUACUCCUUAACCACGGAGCUGAUAUUGACGAUUAUGAUGGUUCUGACUGGGUUCGAACGCCACUUUUGAAUGCAGUGGUAUUUAAGCGACCAGAAACCACAAAAAUUGACUCCUAUAUACUGCGCCAUUACACACGACUUGCGGGAAAUUGUGGCAAUUCUGCUCAGCUUCAAGCCAGACCUGGAGACCCGAGACCAACGCAACGAUACCCCAUUGCUCAUGGCGAUCCGGCGAGGGAAAAUCGACUUUAUACAACCACUCCGUACAGUUCUGGCCUUAGUCUUUCAAUUAUGGAGUUCAAGGACUUCCAUAUGGUAAAAAUUCUCAUCGAUAAUAAAGUAGACCUAGAGAUUCGAAUUCGAAACAAUGUCCAAGUAAUAAUGCUACAUGUGGCAGCGCGUUCUGAGAACUUGCAAGUUAUUGAAUUCUUGGCAGAGAACGGUAGUAAUGUCGAUGCAAGAGAUAGGGCGGGAACGACUCCACUCAUGCUAUGUGCAAGAUUUGGCCAAGCUGCCAGUAUGGAGAUACUGAUGAAAAAGGGAGCGUCAACCAAGAUCCAGGAUCAAACGGGAGACACAGCUCUUCACUACGCUACAUUUGCCGGCUCUAUGGAGAAUGCCACGUUCCUUCUGCAAUCCGGAGCAGACCCAAUGAUCUACAACAACAAUGGUCUCGUCCCAGGAGCCGUUGCGAAUAGGCGGGGCCACAAGGGGGUCAGAGAUUUACUCAUUAAGGCUGAAGGUGCUGGAAGGGUGCCUGCCGCUUGA
Endocarpon pusillum Z07020 is the source of this 2865-nucleotide messenger RNA. RefSeq lists its product as uncharacterized. The record is from RefSeq and is a predicted model, not a curated record. The coding region runs from base 1 to 2865 and encodes 954 amino acids. Gene Ontology annotation, molecular function: protein kinase activity; ATP binding; protein binding. Gene Ontology annotation, biological process: protein phosphorylation. Lineage: Eukaryota; Fungi; Ascomycota; Eurotiomycetes; Verrucariales; Verrucariaceae. The transcript is spliced from 4 exons.